AGACUGGCUGCAUCGAAGGGUUGGGGCAGGUAGGAACCGAGACUCGGGGAGGAAAGUCUCUGGGUCUAGGAAACCACCUCCCCGUCGCUCGCCUUGUGCCGAUCACAAAGGACUUUUCUGCCCAGAAGAGAGCAGAAUCUUGUUUUCGUGGAGAAAUAGUGAGGUGCUGCUUUAGGUCUGGAUUGCCUAUUAGCCAAGUUCCGUGGAAGUUUGCAGAGUGGAGCUGCACAGUUCCAAUUUCUCUGCUUCUUAUCUGCUUCUGCAUUUCUCCUGAUCUGAUUCGGUCCACCCUUCCCUCUUUUUUCCUCGCUGUUUUACUUUUCCUCUUGAACCAUGUGUGAUAACAUGGACCACGAGGAUAAGCCACCUGCUCCACCUGUAAGGAUGAGUAGCACGAUCUUCAGCAGUGACGGGAAAGACUACACGCUGCUGGCAAAUCACAGCUCCAAGCCCUUACCGUCUGUGCCUGAAGAGAGGAAACCUCGCAGCAAAAUCAUCUCCAUCUUCUCAGGGGCAGAGAAAGGUGGAAGGCGGAAAGACAGGGACAGGGAGCGGCCGGAAAUCUCUUCUCCCUCAGGUUUCGAGCACACCAUCCAUGUGGGCUUUGAUGCUGUGACUGGGGAGUUCACGGGAAUGCCAGAGCAGUGGGCACGAUUACUGCAGACCUCGAACAUCACCAAGUCCGAACAGAAGAAAAACCCUCAAGCUGUGCUAGAUGUCCUCAAGUUCUAUGACUCCACAGGAAACACAGGCAGGCAGAAGUACCUCAGCUUCUCUUCAGAGAAGGAUGGAUUUCCUUCGGCCGAUCAUUCGCCUGUUAAAAAGAGCACAGACAAGCCAUCACCAAACACCAAGAAUGCUGAAGAUGAUGAUGACGAUGACGAGACACCACCGCCUGUUGUGGCACCGCGGCCAGAGCACACCAAGGGGGUGAACACUCGGUCAGUUAUUGAUCCCAUCCCUGCACCAGUCUCUCCAGAUGGGGACGUUGCAUCCAAAGCUGCAGACAAACAAAGACCCAAAAAGGGCAAGAUGUCUGAUGAGGAGAUCAUGGACAAAUUGAGAACCAUAGUCAGUAUUGGAGAUCCUAAAAAGAAGUACACGCGAUACGAGAAGAUCGGACAAGGAGCUUCAGGGACAGUGUUCACGGCCAUCGAUGUUGCUACAGGACAAGAGGUGGCCAUCAAGCAGAUCAACCUGCAAAAGCAACCCAAGAAGGAGCUAAUUAUCAAUGAAAUUCUCGUUAUGAAGGAACUGAAGAACCCUAACAUUGUGAACUUCUUAGACAGUUUUCUAGUAGGGGAAGAGCUGUUUGUGGUGAUGGAGUACCUGGCUGGUGGCUCACUGACCGACGUAGUGACUGAGACGUGUAUGGACGAAGCUCAGAUCGCCGCUGUUUGCAGAGAGUGUUUACAAGCACUAGAAUUCCUUCACGCCAACCAGGUCAUUCAUCGAGACAUCAAGAGUGACAACGUUCUGCUGGGAAUGGACGGCUCUGUUAAACUUACGGAUUUCGGUUUCUGUGCCCAGAUCACACCAGAGCAGAGCAAGAGGAGCACAAUGGUGGGCACGCCAUAUUGGAUGGCCCCCGAGGUUGUUACCCGCAAAGCUUAUGGGCCAAAGGUGGACAUCUGGUCUCUUGGAAUCAUGGCUAUUGAGAUGGUGGAAGGAGAGCCUCCAUACCUUAAUGAGAAUCCACUGAGGGCACUUUACCUCAUUGCUACUAAUGGAACGCCAGAGUUGCAGAGUCCAGAGAAACUGUCACCCAUCUUUCGUGAUUUCUUAGCUCGCUGUCUGGAAAUGGACGUAGAAAAGAGGGGCAGCAGUAAAGACCUUUUACAGCAUCCUUUCCUUAAGUUGGCGAAGCCUCUGUCCAGUCUCACACCGCUCAUUCUGGCUGCCAAGGAUGCCAUGAAGAACAACCGCUAGCAUCCUUCCUGGAUGAGUCAUGCUGAGAAACCCAGCAUGUUGAACGGACUCUGACUCCUGUGCCACGUCUCUUGCCGCUGUGCCACCUGGCCAGCUAUUAUUGCUAAAACAAAGUUUCUACAAGCAUGUCAGCGGCGCUUUUUAAACUGGUGGGAUUCCUCUCGGCGGUCGGUGGGUGGGUGGGUGGGGAUGGGGGCCAUCUUAAAUGUCUCGUCUCCUCGUCUGUUCUACUGUAGCCUUUUCGAUAAUAUUUUAUACUGCACGGUAUUUCAUCAGUGUUUUUUUGUUUUUUUUUCCUCAGUGUCCUUUCUUCUCGACUAUUGUGCAGUAGAUUUUUGUCCUUAAGGGGAGAAGUAUUUAAAGUGUCCUUGACAUGUUUUGUUAGUGAUUUCAUUUUUAUAGAAAGUAAUAAGCUACAAAAACUUGUGACCUUUUUUUUUUUUUUUUUUUUUUUUUUUUUUUUUUUUUUUUUUUAAAAACUCAUUUUCCUUAAAAAUGUAGCUGGGAUGAGGAAAACCAGCAUUAUCACUGGGUGAUUUGAUUUGAUUUGAUUUGUUACCUGGUGUCAUUGCCUCUUCAACCAUGAACGGAUGUAAGAAUUGACCAGUUUCCGGAACUCUAUAAUAACAUGUAAACAUUCAUGACACAGAUGGCAUAUGUUGUGUACUUUAAAGAACCACAAUAACUGCUCCACCAAGUAUUUUAGACUACAUGUUUGUAUAAAUGAGUGUUUUUGUAGUAACUAACAUUUUAUUACAAGAUUACAACUGUGAAGUUGUCAUGUUAAGUGCCAGAAUGGAUAUUUUUAUGGCUUAUGCAAACUCGAUUCUGCAAUUUUAAAAAAAAAAAAAAAAUGUCCUUAAAGGCUGUCAAACAGCUCCAGGUUUCUGAUAUCUGAAAUGAAUUGCCUAAAACUCACUUGUACUCAAUCAAGUGCCAUAUUUGAGCAAAUACAGUCAAUUAUUGUCUAGAUACAGUGUGGGUUAAUUGCUAAAUUAUCAUUAUGAAUCACGGGCAAUUUUUGCAAAUUUCUGCUCAGGGUGUGUAGUUUUAUAUCAUCGUUAGCAAAGAUGAUUCAUUAUAGAAAAUGUGCAGUUUUGGUGGUGGCAGCCUUAUUUUAGUCAUGCCUGCAUCCAAUUGUUGAAGGUAUUGUUUUUUUUUGUUUGUUUUUUAAAUUAAAGUUGUCUACCACAGUACAUAGGGGUUGAAAUUAAAUAAUGAGUAGAAGCUCGAA
Molecule: messenger RNA, 3163 nt
Organism: Ictalurus punctatus (channel catfish)
Lineage: Eukaryota; Metazoa; Chordata; Actinopteri; Siluriformes; Ictaluridae
Gene: pak2b
Product: p21 protein (Cdc42/Rac)-activated kinase 2b
Exons: 16
Coding region: 334-1929 (531 amino acids)
Biological process (GO): regulation of MAPK cascade; intracellular signal transduction; regulation of axonogenesis
Cellular component (GO): cytoplasm
Molecular function (GO): ATP binding; protein serine/threonine kinase activity
Source: RefSeq, a predicted model, not a curated record